AGCUAGUUGUUUCAAUAGGAGAACAACAAGUGGCUACCUAGCUAAUACUUGCUCACAUGGAUUCCUAAAUUAUUGCUAAGAAUAUUGAAAAUUACUGCAAUUUCUACUGGUCAUUGUUUUCAGGCUUGUUUCAUUUGCGCUAYCUAUGUACCAAGCUAAAGCUAGCUACCCCAUAAGUUGCUAAUAACGUCUGUAUCAAAGAUAUUUGAAAACAUUGUUUAUCCUGCUCGUUUGAUCCUGAUCUAAUUUCAAAUGCUCACACAGACGUUUUCCCUUUCAGUCGAACAAAUAAUGCCUUAUUCCCAACGCAGUAUUGUACAGCAGUGAUCAUAAUGGUGGUGCUUGGCUUGUACAUGCAAAUUCAGCACACACAKCAUUCUAUAAUAUAAUUGUGUUAUUUGACGUGUCAAAUUAAAUGUGUAUUUAUAUUUUGACACGCAAAGACCAAAACUUCGCUCCAUAGAAUUCUACUGUCUGAAAAGGUACAUACGCUUCUGAUGCGGCACCAUUUUUACUAAAAACUCUCAGGAUCGAACYUAGAACCAAAACCAGCAACAGGUCUUUAAAAACAAUUUGAUUGGAUAUUAACAAACACAAACUACCUCGCCUACCACCUACAUAGAUUCAUUGGCUAGAUUAGAAAGGAGGCGGGAUUUAUGGUAGACUAGUCGUCGUCGCAGGAGAGGAAGAGCAAGACGGCCAUCUUCGUGAGGUCGAAAGAUUGCGUGUUAAGGCAAGGCAAAUUGUGCGAGUUUGACUGUGACAAGAUGUGCUCGAUUUAGCUUGGAAGGCUAGCCGGGUGGGCGUGGUGUAAAUGUUUGGGACCAUUCCAUCGGCUGGCACAUCGGGCUGUGACUUAAAUCGAGUGCACCUACUCUUAUUUAUUGCAACAAGCACAKAUGUAAAUGGCUUUCCAGCUAUCCUGCUCAGAUGCCUAGACACUGCUCUGCAGGUGGAUGCAAAUCCCGUGACACCAGAGAAAAUCGUAAGGCUGGCAUUACCUUUCACAGGUUGCCAAAGCGUGGAACCCCACGCCGGGACRUAUGGAUCAUCAACUCGCACCGCAAGGGCCCACAAGGCCAGGGGCCAUGGGACCCCCAGAGCAACUUCAUCUAUUUCUGCUCCAAGCAUUUCACCCCAGAGAGUUUUGAACUCUCAGGAGUCAGUGGGUACCGAAGGCUGAAGGACGAUGCAUUGCCCACAGUCUUCGAAAUGGUCAUGCAGCCAGGAGGAAGAGGAGGGGGGGAAACUCCUAGAGGAAAGGGCAAACAGAAUGUCAUAAGCCUACAGKCCAGGAGGUCCCGCUCUCUGAAAGUGGAACAAAACAGCCAGAAUGGUGCACAACAAGAAAUUGAAGCGAAAAAUAUAGAUCGUGGAGAACAAGUUCAGAGCUCUGAGACACCCAAUGGGGAAGCUAAUAACCGGAUAGAGCUGGGCAAAGCCCAGGCCCUCCCUUCCCCCCAGGGAACGUCUGCGCCGACUGUCGAAACACCACAGAGUUCCCCUCAACAACCAUCAGGCUCUUCACCCGGAGACCCACCUGGCUCUCCCCGUCCUCAUUCCCCAUCGCGAUACAUGCUGCGCCUACCCCCACCUCCUGGCUUCUACCUGCCCAAGGAACACAACUAUGCUCAGCAUUGCCCCCUGGUGUGGCGGAAGCGUUACGACAGGGCCAUCGACAACCUGGAGAAGUCCCUGCGUCUGCUUAGUGCGGCCAGGCGGAGGGAGAACCGGCUGCGGCAUGCGCUCCUGCGCCUCAGAGAGAAUCGUCUGAAACACACCCUGCUUCGCUCCCGUGACGGAGCUAAGGGCAGGGGAGGUCGAAUUCAGGGGUUGGAGAGGAAAGGACAUGGAGAUAAGGCAGGAGGUGUCAGCCUGGCUGAGCCAGAAGAGACUGAGAUGGAUGGAGUGCCAGAGGACUUGGGGUUAUUUGAAGACGGACCUGGGGAACCGAUUGACUGGGGAGGGCGGGUCCGGACUACAGAGACUAAAGCUGGGUUGGAAGAGGAGGGAGGUUACUGCUUCUACUGUGGAAGAGGGCGYGAGGACGAUGGGGUUAAAGUGACCAGGGGAAGCUCUCAGAUCAGGAAAGGUGGACAGGGAACUAUGGAUGAUGGCUCUUGGAGCUCUCAGGUUGAUGAGGGGGACAGAGAUGGUCGAAGAGGAAGACGAAUUCCAAAGAAGGCUCGAGUUCGGAAGGUUGUAGAGACCACAACAUAUGCAGGAGCGCCACAGGAAAGCUAUGAAAGCUACUACUAUCACUGUGGCGCGUCUGAGAGUGGUGAAGAUGUGCAGGUAGUCAUGGUGGAGCUGCCACCUGAGAAAGGGGUGAAAGCUGGCGUGGAACUUCACUGCAACCCUCAGCUGUCCAUCCCCCUGUUGCAAACACAAUCACCGGUGGGCCUUCAGCAGAUGCAGCCCUCAGGCAGAGCAGCACUGCAGGAUACCCACAGCCGGGUUCAAUUCCUGCAGCCUUGCCCAGCCUCCCAGCAAGGGUUACUCGUCACAGACCUGAACUCAAUAGAAGCAGAGCCAGUGGACAGCCAGCAGCAGCUGGAGGAGCCGGUGUUCUGGAUGCAGGAGGGCCAACUGCUCUUAGUGCCUGUGCCCUCUGAAGACUGGCUGAAGGGCACAGUUGGGAUGGAGGGAGUGGCAGAAGAGGUGGGAGCACAAACCAUAUUAGUGUCAGAGGUGGGAUUUCCUAGAGACUUGGUGGAGGAGAAAAAGGGGCUGUGCUUGGAGGGUGGGGGUACAGGGCUGAGGGUUAUAUUGCCCACUGAUGGACAGGGAGGCCACCACUCAGACAUCAGGACUACUGUGGUGAGCGGUGAUGUGAGGGAGCGGUUGAAAGAACACUUGGAGGGGUUUCAGCUCCAGCUUAGCAGUGAGUUUAUUGACUGAAGGCUGUAUCAUAUUAAAGGGCCAAAGGGUGAAAGCCUUCAUGUAGAGAGUGAAAAGGUGUCAGCAUACUGUUGUGUUUUAUAUACAUCAGCUAAGAUGGUGGAAUGUUAACUUAUAACUUAAAUCAGGUGGAAAGGUCAAGAGAACCAUUUAGCAGGACAAAUCAGUCAUAUUCUUACCAGCUUGUUAGCCCAAAAUGCUUCAUAAAAAUACAAAAACAUUCCAUUUACUCACUUCACGCAGGCUUGUGUAGUAGAGCAGUGGUUCCCAAACUGUGGGGCGCGCCGAGAGGUCGGUGGGGGGCGCAAGGUGCAAUUUCGAAAUUGGGGUAGUGCAGCAUCAGUUCCUGUUGUCUUGUCAGUCAUUGCAGACCUUAGAGAGCUAUUUAUAACUUGUUGGAAAUCAACUCGCCCAUGUCAGCUAACUUUUUUUUUUUUAGCUAGGUUUUUUUUGCCUAUAGAUUCUGUUGUGAUGUUUGAGUCACUCAAAUAUCACAUGAAUAAACAUUAGACAUGGCAAACUGUAUAGAAUUGCAAGAAAAUUUGCUUUAAACGGCAAAAUGUUCUCUAAGCAAACAAGAAGGGUGUGAACAGUUUGUGUCAUGAACAGUGCUUGUGCCCAUAAAAAUAAACAUGGUGCACGCAUGCGCGUGAUGUUCCCCAAUGCCUGUGUGAAACGUUUGGGAACCCCUGUAGUAGAGCAUACAAAGUSUAAUUGAAAACAUUUCAAAGCAUACAUCACAGAAUUAAUGAAAUACAUUGUAAAUUAUGCUCAGUUACACUUGUCAUUGCCUGUACAUACAAUUAUUACAGUUAAUAAAAUAACGUAUAAUUUCACCAUCUGUAA
Salvelinus sp. IW2-2015 is the source of this 3747-nucleotide messenger RNA. It is a transcript of the gene thap7, whose product is annotated as THAP domain containing 7. Lineage: Eukaryota; Metazoa; Chordata; Actinopteri; Salmoniformes; Salmonidae. Gene Ontology annotation, cellular component: nucleus. Gene Ontology annotation, biological process: regulation of DNA-templated transcription. The record is from RefSeq and is a predicted model, not a curated record.